AUGUCCCAGACCGAGUGGUUCUUCCCUGACGGCCCGACAGACAGCCACCCUUCCCAGAUGUACGUCUCCUCCGGAUCCAACGGCAGUGGACCUGCCUUUCAAUCACCCCCGUCGUACGACGCGAACGUCAACGCGCCCCAAGUCAACCUCUGGGACGGUCAACCUCAGGACUUCGUGCUCGGCCCCGCCGCCAGUGUCAGUCAUGUUACGGACGCGCAGCAGAACUACUACGCACCGCCGUCCUUGUCUCAAGCCCAACCGCAGAUGCCGUGGCAAGCCAUGCUCGACCCUGCCCUUCUCGGCGCCGGUUCGUUCGUGGAACAACCUUACCAGCCGGAGGGUCAGCAGCUGUACUCCCAAGGCAUCCUCGAUUCUUCGUAUUCGAAUGAAGGCUUCGGCGCGGUAAACCAGCAGCAGCAGCAGCAUCCGAGUCAGCAGCACUGGGACCCUCUGCAGUAUGCCCAAGCCGCUUCCGGUUCGGGUUAUUACACGGGACCGUCUACCGAGGUGUAUGCUACACAAUACGCUCAGCCCGAUCGCGCCCCCGUUCCCACUGCCCCCGUUCCCGACACCGCAUACUACUAUCUUGGGGCACCUCCCGAGGCCGUAUCCCAGCGAAGCCAGGCCCCCCCUCCGAUUCCUUACUCGACCCGCCCCGACACUGGUUCCGAGCGCGUCCUUCGCAGCCAUCAGCGCGCCGCCGCCACGCCGUACGACAGGCCCCACCAACCGCUGCCGCCUCAUAUGAUGCCCGCCAUGCACCCGACCGCCGAGGUAUCCCACUUCUCGCACACCCAUCAUCACCCUCACCCUCACGGCGUGCCGCACUCGCAUCCCCACCCGCACGUCGCGCCUCCUCGGGUGCCCUUCUCCGCCCAUAACGGGCAGGCUUUGCCUCGGCAGAACAUGCUCGAUCCGUCGUUCGGCGAGAACGCUCCCCCGGCCGGCCCUUCUCGCAAUACGCGGGCGCGGACGCGUCAGAACGCUACCAGGGAGACGCCGCUGUGUGGGCACGCGGACGCUCUUGCCCCUACCGCCGGACCCUCGCGCACCACGCGCUUUCAGGCGCGUCAGAACGCCAUGCCGUACACCAAAACGCGAGGCGAGCCAAAGCCGAAGCCAAAGCAGAAGAAGAAGCUGGACCCGCCGUUUUAUUGCAAAGUCGCCCCGGGUCGUGCCAGCGGCCAUCGUCUAGAGGCCGAGUGCGAGGUGACGGGAUGCCAAAAGAAAGGACCAUACAACUGGUGGGAGAUGCACGAUCACAUGAUCGCCGUCCACUUCACCCGCAACGAGCAAGGUCUGUACGUAUGCCCAUGGGACCCGGACUGCGUAGGGGACAGUAAGACGAUGGUCCGCCACGUCCUUGGUCCUCAUGCCCGAGUGGGCGUCAGAGAUGGGGACGGGAAUAUUGUGGCCCGACCCGAUAUGAUCAAACGCAAGUACCAACGGUACGCGUUGGAGCAAGCGAGGAGACGAAGACGCUGA
Punctularia strigosozonata HHB-11173 SS5 is the source of this 1485-nucleotide messenger RNA. RefSeq lists its product as uncharacterized. The transcript has 3 exons. Lineage: Eukaryota; Fungi; Basidiomycota; Agaricomycetes; Corticiales; Punctulariaceae. Bases 1 to 1485 code for a protein of 494 amino acids. The record is from RefSeq and is a predicted model, not a curated record.